Molecule: messenger RNA, 2548 nt
Organism: Rhinolophus ferrumequinum (greater horseshoe bat)
Lineage: Eukaryota; Metazoa; Chordata; Mammalia; Chiroptera; Rhinolophidae
Gene: CHRNB4
Product: cholinergic receptor nicotinic beta 4 subunit
Exons: 6
Coding region: 94-1530 (478 amino acids)
Biological process (GO): regulation of membrane potential; signal transduction; nervous system process
Cellular component (GO): synapse; neuron projection; postsynaptic membrane
Molecular function (GO): acetylcholine-gated monoatomic cation-selective channel activity; transmembrane signaling receptor activity
Source: RefSeq, a predicted model, not a curated record
CUCAGGCGGGACCUGCGCUCUUGCCCGCUCGCCGCCACCGGUGUCUGGUGGUCCCACACGAGCUCGCCGCGCCGCUCCCCGGCCCCGACAGCCAUGAGGGGCGUGCACUCCCUGGUCCUUUUCUUCCUGGUUGCCUUUUUCGGCAGAGGGGACUGCAGCAUGGCCAACGCGGAGGAGAAGCUCAUGGAUGACCUUCUGAACAAAACCCGCUACAACAACCUGAUCCGGCCGGCCACCAGCUCCUCGCAGCUCAUCUCCAUCCAGCUGCAGCUGUCGCUGGCCCAGCUCAUCAGCGUGAAUGAGCGAGAACAGAUCAUGACCACCAAUGUCUGGCUGAAACAGGAGUGGACUGACCACCGCCUGGCCUGGAACAGCUCCUGCUAUGAGGGCGUGGACAUCCUGAGGAUCCCUUCGAAGCGAGUCUGGCUGCCUGACAUCGUGCUUUACAACAACGCCGACGGGACCUACGAGGUGUCUCUCUACACCAACGUGGUGGUGCGCGCCAAUGGCAGCAUUUUGUGGCUGCCCCCCGCCAUCUACAAGAGCGCCUGCAAGAUCCAGGUGAAGCACUUCCCCUUCGACCAGCAGAACUGCUCCCUCAAGUUCCGCUCCUGGACCUAUGACCACACGGAGAUGGACAUGGUCCUCAAGACGCCCACGGCCAGCGUGGAUGACUUCACCCCCAGCGGCGAGUGGGACAUCCUGGCCCUCCCGGGCCGGAGGACCGUGGACCCGCAGGACCCCAGCUACGUGGACGUGACGUACGACUUCAUCAUCAAGCGCAAGCCGCUCUUCUACACCAUCAACCUCAUCGUCCCCUGCCUGCUCAUCACGUCGCUGGCCAUCCUGGUCUUCUACCUGCCGUCCGACUGCGGCGAGAAGAUGACGCUCUGCAUCUCCGUGCUGCUGGCGCUCACCGUCUUCCUGCUGCUCAUCUCCAAGAUCGUGCCGCCCACGUCCCUGGACGUGCCGCUCAUCGGCAAGUACCUCAUGUUCACCAUGGUGCUGGUCACCUUCUCCAUCGUCACCAGCGUGUGCGUGCUCAACGUGCAUCACCGCUCGCCCAGCACGCACACCAUGGCACCCUGGGUCAGGCGCUGCUUCCUGCGGCAGCUGCCCACCUUCCUCUUCAUGAAGCGCCCCGACAGCUGCUCCGCCAGGACCCCGUCUGAGGCCUCGGCCACACACCCUGCCAGCUCCUCCAACCUCUACGGGGGCUCGGCCUACUUUGUGAGUCCCUCCUCUGCGGCUCCCAAGUCUCCCGCCGGCAGGGUCCCCAGGGAUGGCCGGCUUCCGUCUUCUGGGAGGUUCCAGCAGGACGUGCACGAGGCUUUGGAGGGCGUCUGCUUCAUCGCGCAGCAUAUGAAGAGUGACGAUCAGGACCAGAGCGUCGUGGAGGACUGGAAGUACGUGGCCAUGGUGAUCGACCGGCUGUUCCUGUGGGUGUUCGUGGUUGUGUGUGUGCUGGGCACUGUGGGGCUCUUCCUGCCCCCCUUCUUCCAGAACCACACGCCCUCCGAGGGGUCCUAGGCUGCCCCGCCUGUGCCAGGACUCCGGUUGUGGGGUGAGGUGAUGUGGACAGUUUGCUGUUUCCUUCUGGGUCCCAGCUUCUGAGGCCCUAAAUGAAAUAUGAGACCAUCGGCCAUCAACCCAUCAAACAGCCACAGCGUGGGAGGGGCAAGGAUUGGGGGCCUGCACUGUCCCCUCUGAAGGCCUCGGGAAGCCAAGAAACCCCGACAGGGGGGGGCUUUGGACAGUUUAGUUCUGGCCAGUCGUUCUCCCUGCACCGGGAUAAAGACAAGCUUAACAGCAGCACCUACUAUGUGCAGGCCAUGUUACCUCGCACCGUCUCCCCCCACUGCCCCGUGUGUCCCUCACGCACUUGAGGACCCUUCCCAGCAGACAACUGUGUGUCUGCAGUAACUUCUACCCAAACCUGCCUCCCCCAGUACCUCCCAGGCUCUUCCCGUGGCUGCAUCACCAGGGCUCCACUGCAACCCACCAGUGUCCCCACGCCACUUCUCAGAGGUCUCCCCAGUCACCCGUUGCAAAGCAUCCUCGCCACGGCCACGGCCACGGCCCCGCCACCUCUCUCGAGCUCCUCAGUAGCUGAGGUUCUCACUUGCUGGCAUGUUUAUGGUCCACACUCACCCACUAGAAUGUGAGCUCCGUGAGGGCAGGGACCUGGUCCUUCCUGUUCACUGCACCAUCCCCAGGGCCCAGCACAGAGCCCGGCACACAGCAGGUGCUCAAUAUAUGUUUGCUGAAUGAAUGAAUGGCUCCAAUUCCUCCUUCAAGCUCGUGUGCCCCUCCUCUGAGCCAGCCCUGGCUCCCCACAUGACAGCAAAGGCACCCCCUCCAUGUGCCACAGCCAGCUCCCACCCUGCUUUAAAUCACAGCAGCCCACGUGUGUCUCCCUCAGAUGCUCUGGUUGGCCCCCCACAGUGCCCGGCGCCUACUAGGCACUCAGCAUAUUUGUGGAACGGAGUAGUACUUUUAAAAAAUUAUACAAUUUGAUACAAAAAUUUGCCUUUCUGCCAGGAGAAUG